Messenger RNA from Populus trichocarpa (black cottonwood), 878 nucleotides. RefSeq lists its product as uncharacterized. The transcript has a single exon. The record is from RefSeq and is a predicted model, not a curated record. Bases 345 to 749 code for a protein of 134 amino acids. Lineage: Eukaryota; Viridiplantae; Streptophyta; Magnoliopsida; Malpighiales; Salicaceae.
AUGGGAAAAACAAGUACUUGAGGCUUUUUAUAGUCAAUGGAAAAUGGAAAAUGGAAAACUUGACGCCGAGAGUGGUGACAAAUCAUAUACACGAACACAGCAAUAAUCCCAUGGUAGAUGGAUGAGCUGUAAAGUAAGGAACUUGGGCACGUACGUUAUGGACAAAAAAGGCUAGCAAUAAUGCAUGGCACCACUCCGUUUCCAGUAGCUUCUGCUUUUGCAUUUAAUGUAUUCAACUGCUUCCUGAAACCAACAGGUGAUUUAAAACUCGCAAUAAGUGCAUGGAAAAAUAACUUCCUUAUAACGGCUGUCUUUUGAUAUCCUUCCCCAUAUCUGCCACUGAGAUGGCCAAGGGCCCCAAGUUUCCUUACCACAAACUGAAGCAUGAAGGUUUCUGUGAUGAAUAUGAAGAGAGGCAGAGAUUCAAUAUUGUCAAAUCAAGAAGGUGGUACGGGUUCAGGAGGGUGCAUAUAAGAAAGAGGUUUAGGCUCAAGGUUCCAAGCUUGGGGAGAUUCUUGAGGAGGAGAGUUAAGCUGGUCUCUGCCGUUAGGCUUUCGUGUGCCAAGGUGCUGAAGAGAUUGAAGGAAGGUCAGGCUCAUUUUGGUGAUCUUUUUGCAGGGAACUAUCUGUUCAUGCAGGUCAAUCCCACUCCAUUGAAGUACUUCGAGAGAUCUUAUUAUAAUAAUAAUGUCCUUGACCUUAACAGCUUUCCUCCGGGCUACUGCUCUCUUCCAAGAAUUGCUCAUUGAGUCCGGUUCUUAGCUUCUAUGAUCCAUUGUAAGGUUGCUUUUAGGUCCUCUGCUUGAUGUAAUUUUAAUCAGUAAAAAACAUGUAAUCUGAGUUUAUUUUCUCAUUUGAUGGAUCCCUUUUACUUGCAA